AAAAAAAAAGAUCAUUCAGUAUUAUGGACUUAGCCUGUCUACACCCUAUAUCUUCUCAACAAAUAAUCCCUAACUUUCCCAUUCUCUCUCAGCCUGCCACCCCUUCAUCGCCCUAAAAUCUUUCAACAAAUCAAUACAACCCCACCUUAUUCUCCGGCCAUACUCCGCCGGAAAAAAUAAAUAAAAAACUAAAUCCAUCACUCUCAUUCUCAUGCUUCCUCUUUCCGAUACACCUUCGCAUAAACCCCCAAAACCAGAACUAGAUCGGAAAAAUUCAUUCACUACACUCAAACCUCAUCUUCCUCGCACAUGGCUUAUCUUCUUUGUCGUCUUCCUCCAGAUCCUCCUCCUCUUAACCGCUCGAAACUUCCACACAUCCACCGUCCUCACCACCCGCCAACCCCUCCCUGAAUCACAUGCAAUCGGAGACACCGAAUGCCCCUCCGGUAAGGUAUUCGUUUAUGACUUGCCAAAGUUUUUUAAUACUGAAUUGUUAGAAAAUUGUCAUGAAUUAAACCCUUGGGGUUCUCGUUGCGAUACGUAUUCGAAUGAUGGGUUUGGACGGAGUGCUACAAAACUCGCCGGAGUAAUACCGGAGAGUUUAUUACGAGCGUGGUUUUGGACGGAUCAGUUCGCGUCGGAGAUUAUAUAUCAUAAUCGGAUGUUGAACUACCGGUGUCGAACGCUAGACGCCGAAUCAGCUACCGCUUAUUACAUUCCGUUCUACGCCGGACUUGCUGUCGGAAAAUAUCUAUGGACGGAAAAUUACACGGCGGAAGACCGUGAUCGUCAUUGUCAUAUGAUGCUUAAGUGGGUUCAUGAUCAACCGUACUGGAAAAAAUCGGACGGUUGGGAUCAUUUUAUUACUAUGGGCCGCAUCACAUGGGAUUUCCGUCGGUCUAAGGAGGAAGGAUGGGGCUCUAGAUGCAUCUAUUUACCGGGUAUGAGAAACAUUACACGUCUUCUGAUUGAACGAAACUCGUGGGACUAUUUUGAUGUCGGUGUACCCUAUCCCACUGGAUUCCAUCCCACAUCUGCGUCUGACGUCACCACAUGGCAGGAGUUUGUUCGUACACGUACACGCGCCACCUUAUUUUGUUUUGCCGGUGCAACACGUGGCCUUAUCAAGAACGAUUUCCGUGGGUUGUUGUUGAACCAGUGUUACAACUCAUCGGGUUCUUGUCGGGUUGUGGAUUGUGGCGGGUCAAAAUGCUCAAACGGGACGUCAUUGAUACUUGAAUCUUUUCUCGGGUCGGACUUUUGUCUUCAACCCCGUGGGGAUAGCUUCACCCGUCGGUCGAUUUUCGACUGCAUGAUUGCGGGUUCCAUUCCGGUUUUCUUCUGGAACCGAACUGCUUACUCUCAGUAUGAAUGGUUCUUACCGGGUCAACCCGAAAGCUAUUCGGUUUUUAUAGACAAAAAAGAGAUUCUAAAUGGGAAAUCCAUAAAAGAAGUUCUUGAAAAUUUUAAGGAAGAUGAAGUGAGGAAAAUGAGAGAGAAAGUGAUAGAAUAUAUUCCAAGAAUUGUGUAUGCAAAACCACAUGAAGGUCUUGAAGGGAUGAAAGAUGCAUUUGAUGUGGCUGUGGAGGGAGUUUUGAAUAGAAUCAAAGAUCAAGAACAAGAGGGAUUUAAAUGGUAAAUUAUUUUUGGCACAAAUUGGUAUUAACAUAGUUAUAUUUUUUAAUUUAUGAUGAUUAUUGAGAUAGUUAAAGAUAAAUAUACAGUAUUUGAGUGAGUGAUGUUGGUGAAAAUGUGUACAAUUUAUGAAUGAUUAUCUAGAAGUAGAUAACAAUAAUAGUAAUGAACGUUGUUAUAUGUUACAGUAUUUUUUAUUA
Helianthus annuus (common sunflower) is the source of this 1835-nucleotide messenger RNA. RefSeq names its product xyloglucan galactosyltransferase XLT2. The record is from RefSeq and is a predicted model, not a curated record. Gene Ontology annotation, molecular function: galactosyltransferase activity. Bases 212 to 1639 code for a protein of 475 amino acids. Lineage: Eukaryota; Viridiplantae; Streptophyta; Magnoliopsida; Asterales; Asteraceae. Gene Ontology annotation, biological process: xyloglucan biosynthetic process. The transcript has a single exon.